AUGAAUCCAGUUGAUCAAAGUGAGCCAGUGGGAGAGCUCAUUCGGGACAUCCAUCGGAUGAUGCAGGAAAUGAAUGGAGAUGUGAAAAACAUGAACGCCCGUAUGGACAAGAUGGAUGAUCGUAUGGAAAAGAUGGAUGAUCGUAUGGAAAAGAUGGAUACUCGUAUGGAAAAGAUGGACGCCCGUAUGGAAAAGAUGGACGCCCGUAUGGAAAAGAUGGACGCCCGUAUGGAAAAGAUGGACGCCCGUAUGGAAAAGAUGGAGGUCGAUUUGAAACAAGUAGGAGUUAAUCUCAAAGAACUGGAGACCCAUUUUGCAGAGCUUUCCAACAACGUCAACCAUCAGCUGCCCAUAAAUAAUCUUACAUGCUAUGCCAGGGCUGCCAACUCGAAUGUGUCAAAAGACCAGUCCCAGUUGGAAGUUGUUCCAUAUCGUAAUGGAAGUAUGCCAGGUGCUGAGUUCCCAGUUACCUUUGGGGAAUUCAAGACGCUCUCAGGGGUACGCCUCGCAAUUCUUCUGAAUGGAUAUGGGGUGCUUGGAAGCCAAAUUCCCAUCGACACCGAGGAGAGAUCAAAAUUAGUUGCCAAGUAUAUUGGGGUCCCUUGGGAAAAAUGA
This is a messenger RNA of Rhizoctonia solani, 615 nucleotides long. RefSeq names its product autophagy protein APG6. The coding region runs from base 1 to 615 and encodes 204 amino acids. The transcript is spliced from 4 exons. Lineage: Eukaryota; Fungi; Basidiomycota; Agaricomycetes; Cantharellales; Ceratobasidiaceae. The record is from RefSeq and is a predicted model, not a curated record.